Messenger RNA from Mytilus trossulus (common blue mussel), 9596 nucleotides. Its product is annotated as gem-associated protein 5-like. NCBI's taxonomy places the organism in Eukaryota, Metazoa, Mollusca, Bivalvia, Mytilida, Mytilidae. Gene Ontology annotation, cellular component: nucleus; SMN complex. Gene Ontology annotation, molecular function: protein binding; mRNA 3'-UTR binding. The coding region runs from base 107 to 5632 and encodes 1841 amino acids. Gene Ontology annotation, biological process: spliceosomal snRNP assembly. The transcript is spliced from 27 exons. The record is from RefSeq and is a predicted model, not a curated record.
GGGAAAAAUAAAUCAACGUGCAUUUGACGAUUUUGCGGGAAAAUCCAAAAUGUACUAAAAUAUAGGAUAUUACUGAAUAUUGAUACCUUAACAAACUUAUCAUAGCAUGGCACUAUUGACUUUACCAGCGUCACCAAACUGGUACAUUAGCCAUACAGUGGGCUUCAAUAAAAGUGGUCUGCUAGUUUUUGCUGCUCGACAUGACGUUUUCAUAUACGAUGCAUCAACGUUCCCAAUAGCUCAUAAAGGAGUUUAUUGUGGACACAGAGAAAAAGUGACGUGUGUCACAUUGCCAUCUACAGCAGUAGAUCCAAACCAGAUACUAUGUUGCAGUGGUUCAGAGGACGGUAAAGUGUUUAUCUGGGAUGUCAACUCGUACGAGUUACUCUAUGAAACUGAAGCUCAUAGUAAGGUCACAGCACUGACAUGGUCAGCUUCCAACCACAUGCUUAUUGUAUUUGGAGACGAUAAAGGGGAGGUAACUUGCUGGAACUUCUGUGACAGCAGGAUUGCAAGUUUCAAGGGAGAGAAGUCACCUGUUUUGACAACUGAAUUUUCAAAUUUAGAAGAAUUUACCUUAGCUGUUGGGUACAAGUCUGGUGUUGUGAACUUGUAUGAUAUAAGAGAUGGAAGUUUAAUUCAUCGUUUGCGAGGACAUGACGAUGAGGUCCAUUCUAUAGCAUGGUGUCCUAUACCAGGGGAGAAUUUUAAACCACAGAAAACAUACAAAGACCUGGACAGACCUGAGGAGGAGAAUGAAACUAAUGUGAGUGAAACAGAAAGAAGUAAUGACUUUGGGGAAGAAGGGCACCUAUUAGCCUCAGCAAGUAAAGACAGAACUAUUAGAAUAUGGAGUACAGUUAAAGGGAGACAACUUGCAUCAAUGAGGUUACCCAAAACUGGAGGCCCACCAGGUGAUUCAGGAAGAGGCAAACUAUGGGCAGCCAUUGUUUGGUCAUACUCUGAUCCACAUAAUAUUGUCUCUAGUUCCUUUGGUGGUGACUUGUUGCUAUGGGAUUUAGCAGCUACAGGACAACAGAAAUGGCAGCCAUUUUCUGCCACAGACAAACGUCAACAACAUAACAGAAUAAUAUUUAACCUGAGGUUAGGAUUCACUGACAACAAUCUUAUGGCAACAACGUCUAUGGACAGACAGUUGAUAAUUUGGGAUGUGAAAAAGCGCAGACCAGUUCACUGUCAGCCAACCCUAGGAGGAUAUGUAUAUUGUGCCAGGACAUCUCCAAUAGAUCCAGGAAGAAUAGCUUUAGGAGUUGGGGACAAUAUGAUCAGAGUAUGGAACCUUAACAACAGUAAUAAUCCUUUUGAUGUUGUCACGUUGUGGCAGGGGAUUAGAUCAAAGGUCACUGCACUAUGUUGGCAUCCGAAGAAAGAGGGUUUGUUGGCUUAUGGUACUGAUGAUGGAAGAGUUGGAAUAUAUGAUACUUUGGCAAAUAAGCCUCCGAGUGUUUCAUCCAACUACCACAAACGUACAGUCUAUGUUGUAUCCUGGGGUCCACAGUGUAUAAAGACAGAAGGUACCAGUUCUGCUGCUUACUUCCUAUACAGUAUUGGAGAUGGUGUAGUAAUGCAGCAUGAUCCAUACAAACUUGAAGAUGAGGCUCAUGACCUCAAUGACCUUAUAGAACAGUCCAAUGGGAGAAAACCUAGGGUACCAGUAAGAAGUGAGAUCAGUUGGAGUCCAGACUUUUCUGUGGUUGCCAUUGGAAACGAUGAUGGGUCCAUAGAAAUUCUGGAUCUACCCGACCUGAAACUGAGAGGAACUGUCCAUGUUCAUAAGAAGUUGAUCAAUGCUAUUGUCUGGCAUCCACAGUACACAACAACCUCCAGCGCUGGUUCACCAUACAAGAACCUGAUAGCAACUGGUUCCAAUGAAUCCAGUAUCAAUAUCAUUGAUUUGAAACCAAUAAUAGAAGCUGAUAAAGAUGGAAAAGAACUCCUGAUUAUAACUGAACCCUGGAAGUCCUUGAGAGGUCACUGUCACAGAAUUACAGGUCUGUCGUGGAGUACACACUGUGAUGGAUUUAUAGCAUCUUCGUCCUAUGAUGGACAGGCAAUGGUGUGGAGCAUAGAAACAGAGCAGAUGUUAGCAUGUUACCGUGGACACAAGGGGAGGUUACUCACAAUACAGUGGAGUGGUCAGGAAAAAGAUGUGGUGUUUACAGGGGGAGAGGAUUUUUCUUUCCAUAAAUGGAGGUUAACAGAUCACCUACCAUCUGAAACUAAUGUGGUGAGGAAGAAAAGAGUAAAGACAAGAGGAGGAGGAAAAAACAAAAAAGCAACAGAUGGAGCCACUGAGCAGGAAGAUGCCGAAAAUGUUGUCAUGGUCAAAGAAAAUGGGUUGGAUCUGAAUGUAGAUGAGCAGGAGUCAAUGGAAGCUCUGAUUAAUAGCAAGAAACAGCUGCUACAAAAACAGGAAGUAGAUGAAAAGGGAGAUAAUUCUCAAAGUUCAGUAUACAAUGAUGUUCAAGAAGUGUUGAAAAGCACAUCAUCACCCAAAGCAGACGACAGUACAGGGUCAGAGGUCACACCUGUGUCCAAGGAAGCUAGUUCACCAAACUGUACUAAAGUAACUGAAGUUCAGCCUGAAUUUACUAAAAUAAAGGAGAGAAAAGUUCUUAAACCUUAUAGCCAAACACAUGGAAAAGAACCAAAGAAGAAACCAUGGAAACCAAAAUCCUUUUUCCCAUUGUCUGGUAGGAAAGAGGCUAGAGGAAAAGAACCAGUACUGAACGACAUUUUGAUCCUGGCCAAGCAUAUAUUUGGUAAAUUAACACCUGAAGAGGUUAACGAUGUUGAGGGGGAGGAGUGUGCUCAUUUGGGAUUUUUCCUGGACAGAAAAGCCAUGUACAGGUGUCUUAACCUAGAAGGCCAGUAUCACAGAGAAAAUGAUAACAUGGAUUAUUUUUAUCAGCUUGAAAUCUGGAAGGGAAACAUCACUGGAGCGCUUAGGAUAGCAAGGGAAAGAGAAGAACUUUCAGACUGGCUUGUUGCUAUGGCACCAAUGGCUUCCUUUGAAUCAUGGGUAACUGUCUGUACAGACUAUGCUAUACAGUUAGAAUUGGAGGGACAAUACCACAAGGCUGUGUCCUACCUUUUGGCAGCACAUAAAGUCUAUGAUGCGAUAGACCUCUUCAAGAAACAUAGACUCUUCAAAGAAGCUAUAGCUUUGGCAAAAGUCAGAUUAUCUCCCUUUGACCCUGUGUUAGAAGAUUUGUACACACUAUGGGCACACCAGCUGACUAAAGAUGGCAACUACGAACAAGCAGCUAAAUGUCACUUGGCUAUGAGACAGGUUCAGGAUGCUGCUAACCUUCUGGCUCGUAGAUAUAACCAGCCUAGUCUCCGUACCGCCUCCCAUGUCUGUAUGAUAGCUAAGGACAAACAGCAGGGGUUGGUAUACGCCCAGAAAGUAGUCCAGCAGUACCUUAUACAGAACCAAUGGAAAGAAGCAUACAGCUUCCUUAAGGAAGACAAACAUCUUCAGUUGUUAUCUGCAGUUACAGCUAUGCAUGAGUUAUUAGCAGUAGAGGUCACAAAAUGUGGUGAUGAUUUGCUCACCAUAGAAAAGGACAACCUGACUGAUUGGUCAGAGAAGCUUCAAGUUACUCCUAUUUUACCAGAUUUCAUUUUAGACCCCGAUGAGAAUGAUCCAAUCUCACCAUGGCAACCAAACAUCGUUGAAGGUCAUACCUUUCCCCACCAUGUUUUGAGAAUCUGGUAUGGUAACCUAGGCAUCACUAUGGAUACCAAUAGUCUUGAGGAAAUGUACAAGUCUUUGAGUGUGUUGCAUGCUGGAAGACAAGCUCAAACAGAACUACCACAAUUACUGGUACAAAUCAGUAUAGACCUAGUGCUAUGUCUGCUGUCGUUGUUGAUGUCUGAGACUCCCAUGGCAAUCUCACAUCUGCUGAAAGCUGUCAGUAGUCUACAUGAAGCUAAUCACUUACAAGUAAUGGAAAUAUUGCUCAAACUGUUCCUUCCACAAGGGCCAAAAUAUAUGCUGAAGUUACAACAAGAGAUUACUGCCAUGAGAGUAGUUAUUAGUAUGGAAAAUAAUAUUGACUUUGAUACUUCAAAAAUGCACACGAUAAAACGUUACAUGUCCGAACUUAAGGACGAAGACUCUGUUUCAAAUGGAGGCUUACGAUGCAGGGAGUUAGACUGCCUUAGAGCUUAUUAUUUUGUGGCCAUUUUGAAUUAUUUGCGAAAGAACUUAGGCAAAAAAGAAGAUGAACAAAAUGAAAGUGAAAGCUCAAAUUUAGAAAUCAAAAGUGAAAAUAAGAGUGAUGUGCAGGAGGUUGUUAAAAUUGAUUCAGUUGAAAAUAUACAAGGUACUGGAGAACGUGAAAAUAACAAUUCAAAAGCUGAAGAAAUCUCCAAUACCAAAAGUGAUAAAGAAAAUUUAGAAGCAAGCAUUCAGUUGAGAAGUAAAAUUUUGCCUUCCACAUCUGAUAGUAGUGUUAGUGCUUUGGCCUCUAGUUUUGACACCAGCAUUAGCCUAUCUGGUCAACUUGAGAACAUUAAACCAUCUGAUAUUGAGGAAAAUUUGGCAGAAAAAGUUAAAUUUUACGUUAAAUGUGAUGAUGACAUGAAUCCAGUUGCUGAAUCAGCUGAUCAAAGUUUAGUGAGCGGAAAAGGGGCAAGGCCAAAAACUUUUAGAUUCUUGUCCUUUGAAACCCCUGAGUAUCGUCUCAGUGUCUCCAAGCUUUCACAUGUGGCUCGCGGUUUACUUUGGGAUAUACAGGGCAAACGUUAUGCACUGACUGAAACAUUAGGUUAUAUAUACAAGGGAAUUUCUCAACUUCUGCUGGACUUGAAACCGAGUUCAAUUUCACCUUCACCUUCUCAAGCGGAAGUUAAUUCUCAAACCAUGUCGGAAAAUCUUCCUAUGGACCAUCAGGCAAUACCAAUGUCAUAUCCUGAAGUAGGUGGAGAGUCUGUUUCUGCAAGAUCGUCUGUUGGUUCAUUAAUCGAUUUUCAAGGGUCAGCUAUGGGUAAAAAACGUCAUUCCAGUGAGCCUGUCAUUCAAAAACUUCAACCCCACGAGACACUAGAUUCUUGCCAUCGUUCAGCAUCAACAGGGAGUCAACCAAGUCUGGAAGCCAUGUCUCUUCAAUACUCCAGCAUUGAUAAAGAUCUGAUGGAUGAUCCUGAUUUAUACAUGUCUUCUGAUUGGUUGAUCAAGUCCAGGAAGGUCUUAUGGGAGGAUGAGCCUCAUCAUCCAUUAGCAAUUGUGCAUUCUGGGAAAGAAAAUUUAACCAGCAUUAUUAAUCCUAAUAAAUACAUUAAUGUGCCUGAUGAAUGGUACAACAUGCCUGCUGAUCAAAAAUACACAAUGAAAUAUGUAACUAUGGCAAUACUAAAAGAGGAACAGGAGUACAUGAUGCAGGAGUUGAAGAACGGUCCUGAUGCUAUACAGACACCAUUUCCUAACCCAAUGGAUUCUGUAAAACUGUUACUAGUGAUGUGUGGAAAGAGUAAUUCCCUGACAGAAAACGAGAGACAUAUGUUUGCCGAGAAAAUAGUCACAUGGGCCAUGAAAUAUGCUGUGUCAUCACAACAGAAAGACUCUAUAAUAGAUCAUAUGCAUCAAGCUUUGACUCAUUUGUAAAAUAUUGUAUCAUAAAUUCAUCAAUCGUGUAUAAAAGCUUAUAUUUACUGUGACUAUGGCAAUAGCUAUAGGGAUUUAGAACCUAAAUUUUGAAUUUUAGAUGUUGUAUUUAUCUUAAUACUGUAAAUUCAGAAAUUAUUGCUAAAUUUUUAUUAUUAUGAAAAAUGUGACAGAUUAUUAUCACAAUAGUUUGAAAUUGAAUUCUGUAUAUGAAUUAAAAUAUAUUUUUUUUUCAAUAUCGCAAAAAAUUCAAUUGCAAUUUAGUAGCAAAAGAGACAAAAUCCCAAUAAUAAAUGCACACAAUAAUUUCUAAAUUUGCAGUAGCCUAUUUACACUUUGGCCUACUGCAAUAAUGGUCUUUUAGUCAUGAAGACCAAAAAAUGUCAAAAAUAUGUGAAAUUGAUGCUUUUUUUUUACAAUUCUUGAAAACACAUGACAAAUAUUUGACAAUUUACUAAAUUGACUAAAAAUAGUUAAUAUUUUUUGAAAAUAUAUGCAAAUUUAUUUAUUUUGCUGAGUUAGUGUUUUAUUAGUGAGAAUCACACAAAAAAUGUGCACUUAUCAGGCAUUUCAUUUAAAGACAGCAUCUAGUACUUUUAUUAUCUUGUGUAUUAUGAGUGGGUGAAAAAAAUCUUUCCUGUUUUCUAUUGCUAUGAUUACACAGUACCCAUUUUCACAUAUUGAUAGCACACGAAAUUAUGUCAAAAAGACAAUAAAAUAUAAAACUAUUUGUAUAUUCCUUUGCAUUGUAUAAAACAAUUUUGUAACAUUUGAGUGUGUUAUGAAAAAAAAUAUCAGGAUAAUUUCAGUCCUGUCUAUUGCCAUGGUCACACAGUAUUUAUCUGUCAUUUUCACAUGUUAUUAGCCUUAGAAUAAUGUCAGAGAGACAAUAAACUAUAUGUAUAUUUCUUAAAACUGUAUUGUUCAUUUAACACUGUAAUUUUGUAUCAUCUAUAUUUCCAUCAUUUUUCAAGCGUAGGGAAGGCAUUUAAUCAAUUGGAAACUUUUUCCACAAAAAUGAAACAUUUUUUUUUAAUUUUGGUGUCUUAACACCACUUUUUAAGCACUGCAUUCUGGGUAUUCGGUGGCCCUCAGUUUUUAUUAGUGGGGAAAGAAGCCAUUGUGAUGGGAGAAAACCACCAACCUUCGAUAGGAAAACUUACAAUCUUAGUCAAUUAAGAUUUGAGUCAAGUGCACCUGCACAAGCGGGGUUUUGAACUAUCAACCUGAGAGUUGACUGGCUAGUGAUAACAGUAGUAACUACUUAGACCACACGGCCACUGAGAUCCCUUGAAACCUUCAGAAUGCUUGGUAUAUAUUUUGCAGGUCUGACUGACAAUAAAUACACGUCGGUUAUCUUUAUAAAAAGCUUAGGUGUCAACUUUUCAGCCGCCACUAGAUUCAACUAGAUAUUAAAAUGGAAAAUUGUUAUUUCCCUUUAAAGACAAAUAUUUUGGCAAGGAGUCAAAAGUUCUUCUUUUGAAAAAGAAAAAAAGGAAUGCAUAUUUCUUUCUUUUUUCACUUUCAUUUCCUUCAAAUUAAAUUUUGACUGAAUAAGUUGUGUUACACCUUUCUGUCCCUACUUAGAAUUCUUAAAGGGAAAAAACAAUUCCAAGAGGGAGAUGUUCCAACUUUUGAGGUUUGAUUAGUUGACACAUAUGUAAAAAAAAAGCUGGAUUUCUUCAAGUGCCGUUUUAGCUCACCUGGCCCACAGGGCCAAGUGAGCUUUUUUCAUCACUUGGCAUUUGUCUUCUGUCUUUGUAACUUUUUCAAAAAUCUUCUCCUCUGAAACUACUGGGCCAAAUUUAACCAAACUUGGCCACAAUCAUCAUUGGGGUAUCUAGUUUUAAAAUUGUGUCUGGUGACCCGGCCAACCAUCCAAGAUGGCCACAAUGGCUAAAGAUAAGGUGAAAUGCAGUUUUUAGCUUAUAACUUAAAAACCAAAGCAUUUAGAGCAAAUUUGACAAUUGUGUAUCAGGUCAAGAUCUAUCUGCUCUUAUAUUUUCAGAUGAAUCAGACCUUCCGUUGUUAGGUUGCUGCCCCUGAAUUGGUAAUUUAAAGGAAAUUUUGCUGUUUUUUGAUAUUUUCUUUAAUACUAUUAUAGAUAGAGAUAAACUGUAAACAGAAGUAAUGUACAGCAAAGUAAGACCUAAAAAUAAGGCAACAUGACCAAAAUGGUCAAUUGACCCCCUUAGGAUUUAUUGCCCUUUACAGUCAAUUUUUAACAAUUUUCAUAAAAUUUGUAAAUUUUCACUAACAUUUUCCACUGAAACUACUGGGCCAAGUUCAUUAUAGAUAUAAAUAAUUGUAAGCAGCAAGAAUGUUUAGUGAAGUAAGACACAUCACUUAAAAACAAUUUUCUGAUGAAUCCAUUUGUGUCCUUGUUUAAUAUUCACAAGGUGAGUCACACAGGCUCUUUAGAGCCUCUAGUUUGGAAUGUCUAAACUGUUGAUUUAUUAUUACCUGUACAUUUAAGCAAUUAUCGAAUCAUAUACAUGUAUUUUGUCUUUUUAGGCUGUGAUUAUGGAAGGUUGAGCUUAUAAAUGAAGCAAGCCCAAUUAUAAAAAAUAUAAAAUCAUAUUUUUUUGUAGAAGGAAACAUUUAAUUUUGAAUGUAUUGCUCAAAAUGAUUAAACAAAAGUGAUAAGAUAUAAGUGCCUUUUUUUAUUUGACAUCAUUCUGCCUAAUGAACAGUGAUUUGAAAUUAAGAAUUAUUUAUUUUAUUUUAGAUUGUCAAAACAAUACAUUUUUGGGGAGUUUAGGUAGAAUUUUUUUUAUAAGUUAACGAAACAAUUUCUUCAAAGUUUUUAAGCAGAUAUUUGAGAGAAAAGCAGUUAUUAGUUUUGGGAUAUGCUAUGCUAUCUUUAAAAACUAUCAAGCUUUUGAAACAUCAACAGCAGGUAAUGUCACAUAAGGCAAUUCCAACCUUCAGAAGGUAAUAUGAAGUUUUGUUCAAAGUCACAUGGGAUAGUUUUAACCAAUCGAAUGUUGAUUUAGCGUAUCCAAGUUGCUCACUUUGUAUAACUAUCAUAUUAUUUUUUUCACGUUUUCUAUAUGACACUUUUUUCAGUGUUUAUACAACUAUGAUGGGUUCUAAAAUUCAAUUUCCCUGUGAAAAUGUAAUUUUUAGGACACAUCUUAAAUUACUUAUGCAUAAAUAGAUCAUCUGUAGGUACAGAAUCACUAGGUUAAAACUCCCUUUGUAUACCCAAGGUAGCUUGGGCAAUUCUUUACAGGCUAAGUUUUUCUACCCAAUUGCUCUUCAUGUAUAAAUACUUGCCAGGAAUUCCAUAUUCUAAAUUUUUAAUAUUUCUGAUCCAUAAUAUGUUUGAGAUACUUAUAGGUUAUCAUUGAUCAUCUCAACAAGAUUGAUUUUCUCGUUCGAGCCUGGACGGGGAAAGUGAGAAAGGCAAUCAAGUUAAGAUGACCAGAGAUAAUCUGUUAAUCGCUAAGUUUACCUAUGAAGUGUUGUCAAUUUCAUGUCAAUUUGGUUAGCAACGCCACGUGCCUGCUUAGUUUCUGGUGAUAAUUUUCCAUCUCAAGCGAGUAGCAUAAUUAAUAUUAAAAAUUAUCACCAAAAAAAUAUCAAAGGAAAAAUGCACAAAAUAUCGAUAAAAUAAAUUGUAUAUUUUUUUGCCUCAAUUAAAGUUCAACAAACUUCUAUUAUAGUACAAAUGUAUUGUGCUCCAUCAUGUUGAAGACUCCUAGUAUAAAAGUGCUAUGUUAUUCACAUUUGUAAAUAUACCAUAACAAAAAAGUGUCUUCACUCUAAAAAUGCCAUCGUCAAAACACAAGGGGAUAGACAUGACAUUGUCAAAACACAUGGGAAUAACCUAACAUUGUCAUGACACUGUUUCUCAUGGCAAUGUCAUAACACAUGGAAACAAACAUGGGGAUAUGCAUGUUAUAUUGUUGUUACUGCUUCAUUGUUGUGUUAAUUAUGACUGAAAUAAAAUUAUUGAAUU